AUGUCUUCUGUCAUCAAAAAUGUGGCCUAUAUUUGUUUAAAAAAAAAGUCAAAAACAUGGGGAAAAGAGGAUUGGCAAAAAAUUGUUGUGUUAAUAGUUGCAGAUGGUUUUAAUAAAAUUAAUGAAUAUACUCUAAAUGUCCUGAGUCUUAUAGAUUGUUAUCAAGAUGGAAUUAUGCAAAAAUAUAACAGAGGUAAAUCUGUUACUGCACAUCUUUUUGAAUAUACUAUACAAUUAAUG
Dentiscutata heterogama is the source of this 240-nucleotide messenger RNA. Lineage: Eukaryota; Fungi; Glomeromycota; Glomeromycetes; Diversisporales; Gigasporaceae. The record is from the annotation of a GenBank genome assembly.